This is a messenger RNA of Xyrichtys novacula (pearly razorfish), 25520 nucleotides long. The record is from the annotation of a GenBank genome assembly. Lineage: Eukaryota; Metazoa; Chordata; Actinopteri; Labriformes; Labridae.
AUGCUGUCACUGGCCAAAAUGCACUCCAGAGCAAAAUCCCGGAGUUGCGACAACUACCUGAGUAUUAAGGUAAGAGCUUGAAAUCGUGUCCCGAAUAGCUCUGCUGUGAUCUUGUUGAAGUUCUUUGUUUGCCUGUCGAGAACUUUAGCAUUUUUGUUUCUUUUUCUGUGCUGAGGGUUAGCCCUCAUGGCUUCCUGGGAACCUGGAGCAGUUGUGCUGUGUGUGUUUAUGUGUGUGCUUGUGUGUGCCAUGCACAUUCAUGGGAUAGAUGUUUUUGUCUCAGCUUGCAGACAGCUGAUAUUUUGACUCCUUAUCUCUAGUCAAAACAUAGCACAUUGCCUCAAUACAUUUGUAUAGUGAGGAGCUAAUGCAGUGGAAACGUUGAUCUAAUCUAGCAUGUUACUGCUUUUAUAUGACUUCAGUUUGAUUCACUUUGAACUAUCAGCGCCCAUGUUGUGUACAAAAGACUUGUCUGCUAUUCUCACAUACAGGCCUGUUUAUAGCGCUGUGUGUUAACUUUGGAGGCCAUUGUAAAAUAAUUACUCACUCCUCAACAGGCCCUCCACCUGUUGGACAUCCUGCACUACUGAAAAGAGGUUAUCUCUAGAUGGUUUAGGACAACUCAGGUUAAUUCCUCACGCAUUUUCUUUGAAUGUUGGAAUUUUAUCUGCAACAAAAACCCUUAGAAAAUUGUAAGUUUUGAUAAAAGUGCUGUUUAUCAUUUCAAGGCUCAGUAGAAUACACAAGUUUGUAUCCUCCAUGAUAAGUCUGUUUCCUCUAUCAUUCUCCCACUUGUUUUGGUAUGCACCAAUGCUAUAUUUACCCUCUCUACCCUUUGUUAGUCUCCUUUGUCUCUCCUGUCACCUCUCAUCAAUGCUCUGGUCGGUUGAAGAACCCCCACUCACGUUUGGUCCUCUUGUUUGGGUUUCUUUUAUACAAAGAGCUAAUCAAAUAUUUGAAUUAAUUCGAGGUAUCAAACAUCAAUCUUUACGGUCAGUGAGGUCUACCGGGGUUGCUCUGGAACAAUAUCCUGUAAAAGUUGUUUACAUCCUGUCGCGCGGGGUCAUUAGUCGCAGACCGACAACAUAAGUCAUGUCUUUCUGACAACCAGCAUGGAAACUUGUCAAACAGUUGAGGUAGUUUGUUUUUUUUUACCUUAUUUCAAAGGGAAAUUUACAGCUCUCUAUCUUUUGGCUUUACACCUUACACAGUAGCCCAAAGCCUGAUAAUCAACACAGGUGUUAGCUGUAGCUGUAGCAGGAGAUAGUCUGACAGACCGUAAAAACAAUGUCAAGGAAAAUGAAGCUCAUUUGCCGUAGAUAAGUGGGUGGGCCUGUAGAUUACCACCAGACUUCCAUUACUGUUGACCUGUCACCUGACAGACCUCACUGUGUUGGUCUGAGAAUCAGCGUGGGCCUCUGAGGGUUAAAGUUUAUCUGCUGAGAUAACAUUACAGCAUUUGGUUAAGUGUCUUUGUGCAAAGACGUUCUGAUAUUGUGCUGUUGUCUGAUGAAGAGAUUGAUCAUGCAGUCUCUUUGUGAUGUUGUUUAUAAGUUUAAUGCAUUUCAGUUUGAGUUUGAUAUACUCAGGUGACAUUUGUAAACUGUUGUGUGAGAAGACAACUGGAAUAAAAUAUGUGCAACAUACACUCUAAGCUCCAAAGAAUUUGGUUAUAAAGGGUAGUUGCAAGUUGCUUAUUCUCUGUUAUUGAUGAAACUCUGAAAGUCUCUGUCGCUUUUGAAUACUGUUUGUUUUUAGGUAUCCCACGGUCUCUUCUCACUUUCCUCUCCUCAUGAGAUAGUAUUCCUGUGGGUAUGGAUCAAAAGCUGAAUCAAACUGCACACUCAAUGCUCAGGUCUCACUAGGCUCCUUUGUUUGCGCCCUGGCACCUGGCAGUGGUGCAGGUCUGUUCAACCUGUAGCCUUUGUCGGCAUUGCUGCCUGUGAGGCUGUUACCAGGUUGGUUAGUGAGCAGUCUGUAUGGGGGCUCCAGGGCUCUCCUGUUACACUCCCCUGGUGGCUUCAUGCUCCACUGGAGGCCUGGUAGGCAGCGCCUUUUGUGUCCCUGACCCACUAAAUAUGUCAGUGACCACCUCUUGCUCUCGCUCUGUCUUUGUAGGUCUCUUACUCUCUCAUUCUCCGCCAUAAUCCAUACACCCCUUCUUUUUCCUUUACUUUCUUUGUUCCUCUACUUUCCUAUGUGAUGCCAACACUAACAAACAUUUGUCGUGUGAAUAAUUGAUAUUCUCAGGAAACACCUAAAGUACGACAGCUUUUUUAGUGGCCUACAAACUUCCCCUCGGAUUAUCAUAUAAUAUGUUCAGACCUCAACGAUACCCUAUAUAUCUCUAUAUAAGUGAAUCAAGCCUUAGUAAUUGCCGAAAGGCUAAAGCCCUCCAUCGUUUAGCCGACUUUCUGGUUCUGUGCCCCUUUUGAACAGCUGGUUUACUUAUGGCGUAGACAAAACCGUCCCACCUGGAGCUUGAAGCCAUUAAUUACCACCUCAGCCCUCCAUCAGACAGGAGGCUGCUUACAGAGACCUGGCAUCAGAAAGGGUGGGACUUCCCAGUCUGCUUGUGUCCUGUCUGAGGGUCUGAGGGCUACACACAUUACAUUCCUCUGUGGUUUAGAGCGGAUGGGGAGCUCCACUUUGGUGGCUAUACUCAGGCGUUGUGCUGAGACAUGCAGAUAUGUCUUCCAUUAACUAGGUGAAACUUUUUGGAAAAGCUCUUUGACAAUGGAAAACCAUUUGACAGUAAAAUGAAGCAUGUCUUGGUCCUGAUUUGACAACAACUGCAUGAGGGAUGUUUUUUGUAAAUUAUCUGUCAUGAAUCUAUUAAGACUAAAAGUUAUGCGAAGAUUAACAUCAUUUGCAGCACAGUUGAUUGGCGUGACGGGCCUGGAGUCUAAAGUCGCAGCUGAACUCGGAAUGCUAGGUCACAUUGAGCCGGCAUCUUAAAUAAAGCUGCCAUGAUCUUUUUGCCUGAUAACACUUCUCCAGAUACCUAUAUGUGACCGUGUCCAUGUUCCAUACAGUCUAUGAUUAUACAGUAGUAUUAAAACCUUGCUUGAGUGCUCACACACUUCAGUGGUGGUAAUUUACUCAGUGCUUAUAAUUAGCUAUUAUCUAGAGUUUUUUAAUGUGUCGUUAAAUAUGGCCUGUUAUUGUUCCUCUGUCACCUCAGUACAACAUGUUAAAUGACAGUGAGUUAUAUCAGAGCUGAAGUUUCUUUUGAAUGUGAAUUAACUUUUCUUCAAAACACUCCUCCUAUUUCUCCCACAGGUCUCUUUUCUUUUUUCCCCCGGGAACCUGUCGAGAAACUCGUUGCAGUGUGCUAACUACAGUAUGUAGCGAGGGCUUUCCUCCCAUUGUUAGCUUUCCUCCAAUAAAACACCAUGUUAUUCUUCUCCUCCCGGGUGUAACAGUGACUAAUGUCCAGAGACAUUUUUGUCUCCCUAAAAGCAGACGGGCUGCUAAUGGAGGUGGGCGUUUUGUUUCAGGGCACCAGCGCUGUACAGCACAUAGCACUUAGGGAGGCGGAGUGCACAAUGACCGCCUUGUAGUAGAGUCGUGGCAUGUGUACCAAUGCGCUGAACUGUACUUGCUCCCCUCUAAUUGAUGGUCCUUAGCUGCUUAGAUAAACAGGACAGAUCUUACAAAGGGUGAAACAUGGGCUGUCUGACAAGGUGAAUUCACAAGGCAAUAUUUUUCUUUCUAUGCAUCUGAUUUUACACACUUGUACUGUGAUGCAAAUGCAGCAUAGACAUUCAAGUAGCUGUGAGAGCGGGAUCCUUAACCCCCACGUUCCUCGGUAUGGCACACAGUUGUCAUAGUGUGGGACUUUCCCUGUCUAUCUGUGUGGUUAUCAUUGGAGGCAGAUGUCUCUAUACAACUGCUGUUCCAUUCGGGAAGGACAGAUAGCAGAGGGAUGUUUGGCCUUGGCUCUGACAGCUAAGAGGGAGGGUCAAAGCCUGAACCGUGUACAUAACUAUUACACAAGGUCGACCUCACUCACGACUGCUUGUAUGACAAAUGUCCCAUAUCGGAAAAAGUUGUACUGCCGGUGUCAGACAUGCUGUUUGUAUUUGGUGGGGACAGGUGGUGUCAUGAAGAGGUCAUUUAGUAGCCAGUGAUGACAUGGUUGUUAUUAGUGGGAAUCACUGCAUUAUCACAACAACUGGAGUCCAGUGUGGACUUUCCAGUUCUGCUGUUUAUGUCCGCUAAUGGUGACGUCACUCCAACCAGGUGUUUCCCCUCUCUGAUGGAAAGACCAUCAUGGUGGUCAUUUCCCGUCACGGUCGAACUUCCUGACUGUCUGGCUUAGCUGAAUCAUGAUCAGUUGAUAAAGUUUGUGUGCAGCUUCAUUUUUAUUUAAAUUAGAUGAAUGUACAGUAAGGAAACGCCUCGUUAUUUUGACAGUCACACUACAUCUGCUCAGUAUUUUGUGUCAUAAUAACAGUACGGUGUAGUCAUAUAAAAAGAUUUUUUUAAUCAUUAAAGAAUGUUGUGUAUAGAUUAGGCCUGGACGAUAUAGAAAAAAAGCAUAUCGAUAAAAAAUAAAUCAUAUUGAUCGAUAUCGAUAAUUAUCGAUAUAAUUAUUAUAAUUAUUUAACAUAUAUUUUAAUUGCAGCCCUGGAUGUUUUAUGCUAUUGCUUAAUGACCUACUUUUAAUAAAGAACACACAAGCACUGAAUUCAAAUUCAAACCUUUAUUCAACCACCUUUUUUUUUUUUACCACAACUGAAAGUUUUUUUUAAAAAGAACUUAAAAAAAAAAAUAAAUCAACUUAAGUGGCCUGAGUGACGUCAGUAAAUACUGACAAACAUAAAGACUAAAGUGACCAGAAAAUCUGAUAAAUAAAUAUUUAAAUAGUCUUUUGAUGAAAAUAAACAAAACAAACAAAUAUAUAAAUAAACAGAAUAGCUUUAGGUGGGAAUAGCAUACUACCAGUUUUAACUGUGUGGGAAACUGCCCACAGCCUGGUGUCUGAACACUGAAAUAUUUCUCCUGGGGUCGGGAGAUUUAUUUUUUUUAAUUAUCAUGUGAUUGACUUAUUAAACAAACUAAGCACGAGAAGCAGGACUUAUCCACGCCGGUGUUGUGUCGUAGAAUGCACCCCUGCCGAAUGCCCCCCUGCUAGUAGCCAUGAUCCAAAUACUCGCGUCUUUGUAAAAUAUGAGCUCAUUUUCUUCCACUUUAAGAAGCUACACCGGAGCGUAUUUCCUCCGCACCCUUCUCACCUUUUCAACCCCUGACCCAUUUUCAUGCCUGAAGCGCUGUGUUUGAGAAAUACUUGCGGCCGGGCACUUCAUAUCGCGGGUCGAGAGUGGCUAGAAGCUGGUCGAAGCCAGGCUUUUCAACGGUAGUUAUUGGCAGUAUGUCCCUCGCUAUGGAGCAUGUUACUGCAUGGGUGAUGUCCUUAUGCCGCUUGGACGCUUUGUCGUAUUUUGGCAAGAAACGAAGUCCAGUUUGGUCUGCUUCACUUGCUUUGUGCUGGUGCUAACAGCGGUUCCAGAGGAUUCCUCCGACGACGACGUGGAGCCGCGGCGCGGCCGACACAGCUCGUACUCCUGCGGGUGCGACCGGUUUAGAUGGUAAAACAAGUUGGUUGUGUUACCGGACUUGGUUUUUACUAAUUCUCUGCAAAUUUUGCAAACGACCGCUGUUUGCUUUUUGUCAGACUUCUAAAAACCAAAACAUUGCCAUGUUGGUGAACUACUGAAACCUUUUUUCGGGACAAUUUCCUCCGCUUCUCCUUGCUGUUACAUUAUUUCUAAUACACGUGCUGUCUGUUGUGGUUUGAUAGGGGCUGGGCUUGGUGCCGUAGCGUACCUGGGUCUGCGUUUGUGAUUGGUUGGGAGGAAGUAAUGACUGUAGUAAAAGCUACAUGAUAGGCUAUGAUGAAAAAGAAAGGGAAACUGUGUUUUUCUAUCGAACUUUUUAUCGACCCGUUUUUUUUCUAUCGCUCCACACGUCUAUCGAUCGAUAUAUAUUGUUAUCGAAUUAUCGUCCAGCACUAGUAUAGAUGUUCAUGGGCUCCUGAGGAUGAUCCCACUCUGAGUAUUUUUAAUUUUCCUUAAACUGACCCCAAGGUUGACAUUUUAAAAACAUAUCUUGCUGAUAGCUGGAUUAAUGGGCGUCAAAUUUGUUGGUUGAUAUGUAUAUUUAUUGCUAAUAAUCAAAUAUUGGCAUCAGAACCAUGAUUUUAUACAUGCCAGUGUUUUCAUUUUGAGUAGGCUAGCAGACCAAGACUCAUAGUUUUGCUCAUAGCACCUCAGUACCCUCCACAGCUUGGUGGAGCAUUUCAGUGAAUGCUAGUUUAAGUCUAACCUCUCAGCUGCAGGAGCAGUCUAACCUAUAAACAAAAAAAAGUUGUUAAGUAUUUCCUGACUCUCCUCACCUUUCUUUCCUUUGAGUAGUUGAAUUUUUUCUAUAGUGUCCUAAAUCAAACCAUUUCAAUUCAGUUAUUGGUUGGCUGUCCUACUGGCCAUAUUCACACUAAGUUGUUAAAAGCCGAUGAAGUGGACGUAACUUUGUUCAAAAGCGUCCCAAGCCAAAUCGGUUUAGUGGUUUUAUGCUCUAAUGUUUUGGGAAUGUCUUAGGAAAAAUGACUUUGAUGUGGCUUGAUCCGUCUUGUAACUAUGACAUAUUUAGCACACACUUUCCCCGAUUACACACGCCAACCUAAUCCAGCUCUUUUGUUCCCUUAGGACGCUGAGUCCUUGGACAACUGUAUACAGAGCACUUUGUCAGCUUUGUACCGACCCUUCAGUGCCACUGCUACCACAGUCCUCUGGCAGCUCUUCAGUGUGGUGGAAAGGCAGUACAGAGGAGACGGCCUCCGCUGCUUCAUUGACUUCUUGAUUCCCACCAAGAGGAUCCUGCAGAUCAUCCAACAAGAAACCUCUGUGAGUUUUUGUUGAUUAGCUGCUCCAUCGGUUAAAGUCAAAGAUAUAGCUAAAAGAAACAGUAGGGAUGUGCUGUAGUACGGUUGGAUGUAAAUCUUUUCAAAAAGAAUGGGUGAAAACAGGCGACCAUGACACAAGAAGGAAAAUAAUCAAUAAUAAAAGUGCCUCCAAACAUGUCUCAGUGUGUCAGGUCAUGCUGACUCUAUUACUGCCCUGGGCAAACGUAAAUCAUGGAAUAACACUGAGAUAAGACAGCGUGUUUGUGACUGAAGAAUGUGUGAAUGUUGGGUGUGAAUAUCUUGAGUGGGAAGGUCAAGCAUCAGAUUGAGACAGAGUCAAAUAUUGUUUGGAAAACACGCUGAAAGCAGCCAUCUUUCUCUGAACAGACAAACAGAAGGAAACUGUAGUCUGUUUGAAAGGCUGCCACGGACCUUUGGGCCCAAAAGUGAAAUUCAAGAGUGAGGGCUCCAUACUCAAAGCUCUGAAACUUUAGUCCCCUGUAUUCAACUCUACAGUGAUUACACUGUGACGAUAGCCACAGAGCAAUAGUUUCACCUAAGCCUAGCCCCUGAGAAAAGCUUGCCCUGCAUGAGAGUCUUUGUGGGGUAGGCAAUAUGAGAGGCUUCAGAGAACGAUCACAUCCUCAGUCUUUGCCUUGACAUAACAGAUGAAACAAGUCACCUCUUGAGAUCAGUUUCUGUGCUCUUAGGGUUUGUUUUUUUACAACGUCAGAGUGAAGAUUUGUUGUGGUUGCUGUGAAACCAGGCCUGAUCAGACAGGUUUUCCUCUGGCUGUACAGUCAUUGACAGUGAUUCAUCUGCUUUGUCCAAUGGAAACAUCCCGCCUCUGUGUUGGAGUUAAACAUGUGUUUGAACACGGCUUUUCAGGUGUCAGUUGUAAUGAUGCAAGUCGUACCACAGCUGAGCCAUGACUCAGAGCAAAAUAAUCGUUCUUUUUGAUGUGAAAAGGUACAACUCACUUCUCUGUUUGUUUUUUUUUCACAGGUGAGGUUCAGAGGAUUGUUAUUCUAUCAUGAGGGCUGGCCUCUCUGCAUCCACGAGAAAGUUGUGCUCCAGAUCGCCCCUCUGCACAAAGUCAGACUAAAGCAAGGAGACUUCUACUUACAAAUAGUUCCUCUGGGCCGCAAGACUGCGAAGCUCGUGAUAAAAUGUUUGUCCGCCAGUGGGCAGGCCAUUACAGAAAUCCCUGUCGCAGAGAGCAUGUAUGGCAGCGUCUUCACAGCUGAGUUCCUGCAGAAUGUGACACGAGACCGAAACCUGCACCCACUACAGAACUGUCUGCUCACCACCGGUACGGCCGUGUUCAGGACGCCGUGGAAGAACGUGGUCAACCCGCUUUUUGUCAAUAGUACAUCAGACGCCAUCAUGCAGGCGCGAUGCAGCAGUGGUGGAUUCCGCAGCCAGCUCAGCACCUGCAGCACGAGUGGAUCCACAGGAACUUUGGACAGCCACCGCAGCUCCAGAGAGUCCCUGCACUCUCAGGGAGAGUCCAUCUUCUCUGAGCCCACCUCCCCAAACAGACAGCACAGGGAACCCGACAGUGAGACCGACACUGUCAGCCCAUCAACCAGCAGAACACCCUUGAUUAAAAUUGAAGGACCCACUGAAGAGGGAGGCAUUACACAAGGAAGUGAGGAUGGAAGUGAAAGGGAGCAAGGACUAGGGUCCAAAAUGCUCUCUUACACCACAGACCUCAGCAACCCAGGCCCUCGACGUCGCCUCCCAAGGGAUUCUGUAACAUUUGAGAGUAGGAGGCUUUUCAGGAAGUCUUACAUGGAGGCCCUGCAGAACCCUAUGAGCCUCGGGUCCAGCUCUGAAUCCAUCCUUGAGGAGAGCCCAGAGCACAGUGCUGGACUGAGGGAGAAGACGGUAACACCCGGCAGCAGCCCCGAUACCCGGACGCCCUCCAGAGAUCUAUUAUCUCGGAGGCUGGGCAGCCGGGGCUGGCUCAGUGGUGAGGACUCCAGGCCCAGCACACCAUUACUUUAUUUACAGAGGGGGCUGAGGAGCGCAGAGAGGCGGGCUGAAAGACGCUCAAAGUCACUGGAGAGGACUAACAAGGCAGGACAGGUUAAAGGUCACAGAGAAAGAUCCUCUUCCGGAGGCUCAACUAGUAUCUCGCCAAAAAAGCUGAUGAACGGCUACACGCUUCGUUUCGGGAAGCUGGAUAUCGAGGCAGCUUUUCCUGGUUCUGAGAGGAGGAGCAGCAAAGAGGAACCAGGUAUGUAAGGAUGCACUGCAAGAUGUUACUGGAAGAAAAAACUUGUUCAUUGAUAACAGAAAUUCAGAAAUGUGCUUUGAUACUCGUAGGCCUCUGGUUCUUUUACAUGACUUGUAAAAAUCAUAUUCAAUUUAUUGAUAAAGUUGUAUGUUUGAAGAUAGAAGCUUUUAGAUUGGACACCAACAGUUUAAUAUACAACAACGCAGAUUAAAACUUCACACUGUUACAGUCAGCUAAAAAGAAAAUGUACAGCUGCUCACGAAUCAAAGCAUCCUUCACAGAAGACCUUUUAUAAAACAUGUUAUUUAAUGUUAGUUUCCUGUAUCUAUACUCUAAGUGACCUAUACUCUAAAGUCCACAUGUAGUGCACUACUAAACAUGUCUGGACAUCACCCUUGUGUGCUACAUGUGUAAAGGGGCAACUCCAGACAACACCUGGAUGGACCUGAGUCUCCAGUGUUGUUGUCAUAUGGCUUUACUUUUGUACUCUUAAUUAAGCUUCACUAACAGUACUUAGGUAUUUAUUCACUGUGUGGUAAUGAUAAUCAGAUUCUUCAUAAUCAAAAAUCAGUUGAGAUCACAACAAUUAGAUAAACAUCAUAACAGAUAAAGACAUGUAGCCAAAUGCUAAUAUAGCAUUUUGGAGAUCUGUUUGGUUUGUUUAAGGAAUGCAAAAAAUAUUCCCUCUUCAGAACCUCAAACGUUUUUUUAGUGGAAGGUGUGUUUUUAUCUGUGGUUGACUCAUCUUCGUAGUGCGUGACGUGUUGUUUCUCACUCAUCGAAUAAGACGACCUGAGGGUGUGAAAACUCAGUUUCACUCCUAGUUAGAUGAUGUGGAUAUCUCAUCGGGGUGUGUAUUCAUACCCUGCAGCAGGACUGGUUACAACAGUUCAUCACGUGGGUGCAGCUCAUAGCAGCCUAUAACACUGUCUGUCAGUGGUGAUUGCUGUUUUUCAAAUUUGUAUUUCUUGGCACGAUUAUGGGACAUGGUAUGGCCCUACCCUGGAAACAGUAUCAUGAUCAUACACAGUGUUAACUUUUAUCCUUUUCAAUCAGAUUUUUUGGGAUGGUUCAUACAGGGUAACUCAGGAAAAACGACGACAUGUGAGCACCAAAAAGGAAGUCAGACUGUUUUUAGAAAACAUGAAUUCUUCCGUGAAUUGAAAUGUGAAGAAAAGCGUAACUGAAUCCUAUUUGACACUGCAGCUAAGGUUAUAGUAUUGAUUUUUUAAAAUAUACUUCAGCUCAUGUCAGUUUUAUGUUUCUAAAAUUACCUCAGAGGGGGUUGUAUUUCAGCUGUUGCGAAGCAGGUUUCCCAUAAUGACAUUUCAAAAGCAACAAAGGAUCCUGUAAACCCUGUCAACCAGCCACAGGGACCCCAGUGUCCCACAAUGAGAUGACCCAAUGAGUGUUAUUUGGACUGGGGGCUGCACUGAUCCCAGAUAGGUUGCCUCAUUUACAAAAGUUUCCUUUGUGAAUCAAUCAGCCACCAGGGAUCCAUGGGAAAAAAGCCUUUCAAACUGUCCCCAUGUCUUUAAAGGGUCCAUUGAGUUCACAAACACAGGACCUAACUUGCACUGACUCACACCACGCUGAAAAAAAUGUACUCAGAGGUUUCACAUGCGUAUGAAAUGAGCCGUCAAACAAGCAAAGUCAAAACAUAAACAGCAUAAUCUACAGUAUAUUGUGUCUCUGUGUAAUCAGUUAGUCAAAUACCCACCUUCUGCUGCAGGUUCAGCUUCUGUGGUGUUUUAAAAAAAAGUCACCCUCAGACUACACAAAAAACAUACCUUCACACAGGACAAUACUCAGGAGGGUUUAACUCUUCACUUGUCACUUCCUCUCAAAACAAAGCGUUUUAGGAAACAUGCAGCAAACACAAGCCUGCUCACACAGUCCCACAGGAAACACAGUGACGGUUUUGAGGACAAAAGAGGCUGAGCUGGGAGGGUUUACUGUCACAGAACAGAGCAGGACGAUACGAGAGGCCUCAAACGGUUUAAAAAGACAACGCACAACAGGUGAACACAGAAAAAAGAGUCUGAAGGCCUGUCAAGGUUUGAUGAUUAUAUGAGGUUAGCUUAGUCUUUGUGUGGCUGUUGUCCUGGAAGAUCCAAGAAAAAAAUACUAUCAGCCUCAUCUGUACUCUGUUAGAUUUUAGCAUGCUAACACACCAGACAGACAGAGGUGUUGAACCCCAAACACAUUAAAGCUUUACUGUCAUUAUGAACAUGUUAGCAUGCUAGCAUUAGCACGCAGCUCAAAGCAGCACUUUGCCUAAUUACAGACAACGGUGCUGCUCGUAUUGCAGUAGACACUCUUAUUAUAUGGUGUUUUAAAUGUUCUCAUAAAAUGUUAGUGUUGACAAGUGUUACAACACUAUUAUGUACCAGAGAUAACAGAUUUUAAAAAAGCGUAUUUAUCAGUAGAAUAAAUGAUUUUACUACGGUCUGUUUGCAUUUGUUCUUUUAAGGAAAGAUUGUGAUAUCAGUAUGGAUUGAAAGUGGAGGAGGGUGAGUGAAUUUUUCUACCAAAACCAAAAAGACUAGAAGUAAAAAGAUUCUAGAUACUGGAGUCGUACUCUGACAUUAACACCUUGUACAUUAGGCACAGGUUUGUAAGAUGACAACGAAUGUCUUCAAGCCAGGAUAAUGCAAACUAUGUAAAGGCGAGUGGCAAACAUGGCAAUCAAAGUAGAGAGGUUGACGCACUUUUAAAUGACUAACCAAAUAUCUAGACCUUUUUUUUAAUUGUUACUAAGCGUGCAAUUUUUCUUUUUCAUUAAUGAGAUAGUUGAUGUAACUAUUUCAAGCUUUAUUAUGCCAUCAAAAUAAAAAAAGGAAAUGAAAACCACAAAUUGUUCCUUGGUCAAGGCAAAGUGAAUUGAUUUGGGCAUAUGGCUGUAGGGAUAAACUAUGAUGAUUCAAAUACGGCUUUGUUGGAUCAAGUCUGUGAAAUGUGGCACCUUUUGGGAAUGCCUGGAGCAGCAUUCUUGAAACAGAGCCCUGAAGUAUGACCAGCUGUGGAGAAGGGUAUGAAAAAAUAAAAGUCUAUUAGUGCCAAAGUUUAGCAUGAGUCAGCCCCACUAUACACCUGGUCUUUGUGAUGAGUCAGUUAGACCACACUGCUAGAGUUCACCCUUCUGGCGACCAACAGACAUGAGGAUUUACAACUGUGUCAAAAAUAUAACAAGGUGAAAUCAUGCUUCUAAUUUUGAAGUGUUGUUUUUGCAUUUUUGCUUGUUGACUACAAGUUAAACUUGUCUCUACAGGACAGCGUGAUGACAGCAUCAACAGUGAGAUCAGGGGGCACAGACACAGCACAGAGGAGUCACUCAGUCCGAAAGCUGCUAACGGAUCAGCCAUCAGGCUGGCGUCAAUAUCACGGUCUUCCUGUGAGAGUCUUACAGCCCUCCCUAAACUGGUGUCUGAGGUCAAUCAGGAGCUUCUCACAUCAGGCGCGGUGACUCUGCCAGGUAGAGCUAUGACACCCCUCAUAUUUGCCAUUUUAAAUUGUGUAACCCACCACUCCUCUUGCGGACACUUCAUAAAUACUUGUUUAGAGCGUUUUUUUUUAAAUGUAAGUAAGAAUUUUCAAACACACGUGGUCAUAUGUUAUAUCUCAUUCUAAAAUAAUUUAACAAUAGUUCAUUCAAAUUAUGACAUUUCACAAAAAUUGUACAUACAAACAUUUGGUAUAAAGCAUUUUAUCAUGUGUGUGUAAUGUGUGUGUCAGGAAUAACUGUUAACAACUCACUAACAAUGCCCACAUAGAUAAUGCAGUGUAACUGUUGUUAACAGUUAUAACACAUUAUAAUACCUGACCUUGUAAGUAAUAAUAAAAUGCUUUAUAAUGUGUUAUGAUUAUUGCUAUAAAGCAUUAUGAUCAUUUAUGAGUGUUUAUGACUAUAGUUAUACAAUGCUAUAAUGUGAUUAUAACACAUUAUGCAUAUAUUUAUAAUGCGUUAUAGAGAUAAGCGUCAAAUAAGGUGUUAACAAAUUUUUUUUUUAUUUCUGGUCAGAUUGUGCUAGAGGGGAUUAUUCGUCAUCAUUUCAUGGUUUUAUAUCCCAACAUUUAAAAUUUAACUAAUAUUUCUAUAACUUUUGAGGACUCUUUUGCUUGGAGUAACCUAAUCUAAAUAUUUCCCCUCUCUUCAGAGACCGAUGACAUGAUAACGCUGAGCUGCUUAAAGAUUCUUGUAAAUGCUGUGUACAUCAGGUGUUGACCCUUGCUGGCCUUCUCUCUUCCAGGAAACAGAGAUCGCAGUGGGAGGGCAGUGCUGCAGGUGUGCACCCGAUCUCAGGUGUGGGCAGGUGAGAGCUGCACGGUCAGCGACCUCACCUGUUUACUAGGCUACUACUUCUCAACACUGCGGUAAGUUGCACACACCUUAAUUUGUCUGUGUCAAAAAUAACUCUUGUAAAUAUCACACCUGCCCAUUACGCCUGAGGUGAACUUGAUAUCUGUCUCAUGAAGGCUUUUUAGACUCAUUGUUAUGGCAAUAAAAAAUAAAUUUAUCUAGCAGAUCAUAUACAGCGGAUUAUAUUUUCUGCGUAAAAAUGCCGCACUUUUUAAGUUUUUUUUUUUGCAUGUUUCAGGAAAGAGAGGCGUGAUCCAGGCCUGUCUGUUGUAAUAGACAGCAGGAGGCAACAGCCAGUUCCAGCUCUGUUGUCAUCUCUGUCUGAAUUGCAGGUGAGCCUGUCGUAGAAAAUAUAUAAUCAGCCCCUUCAACACACACCCAAAGAGUUUUCAGGCCCUGCCUACGUCUCUGUCGUCCUUGAAGCUUUAAUGUCAGGUCUCUCUCAGAGUUAUUACACUACAGCAUUCCUCACACUCUUCUUAUUGUUCUGUGUCUUGGUCCCUGACACUGUUUGGUUUCUUAAGGAGACACACCUUUGAAAGUGUGGUGACUGCAGUUCUAAGACAUUUUUGUGAAAAAGGCAGGCCUCAGGGCUCCUGUGGAGAAGCCUGUGCUUACUUGUCUGUUUUUAACCACACGCUGGGAGCAAGUGGGCUGCAGCUGACUCACAAGAGACACAUCAUCAUGUUAUAAUGAGGAGUUUCUUACUGAUGCAAGGAUGUUAAUUCUUUCAACUUCAAGGCAUACGUUUUAAAUCCUCCUUAACACAUGUCAGACAUUAUUGAGGUGUUAAUGUACAUAAAAUCCUAACUAACUGAACACUGUUGUGCAUGUUUUCUCAGGUAUUGGUACCAAAUGCACUUUACUCGAUUAUCUUCCUGGUGGACAAGGAGGCAGCAGCCAAACCUGAGAGAGAUAUCCACGUACAGGUAGAUUAAGAUUCAUGUUAUUAAGUAGUUGGGAGUUUGAAGUGUGUGCACUCUGCAGCAAGUUCACUUUCUAACAAUCUUUAGGUUGAUUCUGCUGAUUUGACUUUUUUAUGUGUGUGGUUUACUCUGAAUUGGCCAGCACCAGGUGUGGUUCAGCUGGGUGUGCUUUCAGUGCAUAUCUGUGGUAUAUGCGCUAUUUUGGCACCACUUAGCAUUCAAGCAUGUAGGGCACAACAAAAUGAAGUUCCUGUGUUCAGUCCUUCUGCUGCAAAAGCAAAACUCCACAUGGAAAUGAUUGUUUCCCCUAAAGAAUGUCUUUAUUUUUUACCUCUACUUGUCGAAUUGUGGAUUUAUUCUCCCAUAAAACUGCAAAACAUUUACCUUUUAGUAAAAGAACAAAAAGGGGUGCCACUGGCCUAGCAUUCGUGCAUGCACUCCAUAUACAGAGAAGUUAUGCCUUAAGCGGAUGGUUGGGAUUUGAUUCCAGCCUGCGACUCCUUUCCUGCAUGUCACAGCCUGCUCUCUCUCCCAAUUUCUUGUCCCAUAACCCCGAAAUGCCUGAAGUAGGGCAUACACAGGAAUCAAGGUAGAUGAUACUACUAGCCUUUUUAACAUUGCAAGUUUGUGACAGCGCUGCACUCAAGAUCUAUCGUCACCUUUUUACGUUUAUAUUGAUCCCACAGCGUAGUGCUGAUGUCCUGGUGCGACAUUUGAUGUUGCAUAGAUGUCCACCUUGAUCUGACAACAUGAAAAGGGCGACUAUGACGUGUGUGUUUGUGUGUUUUCUUGCUUCAGACUGAGACGCUGUCCUCUCUGAAAGCCUUACUGAAGCACAUCGAUCAAACCCAGCUCACAAGAGACCUAGAGGGAACUUUCCACUACGACCAUGACCACUGGAUACUUUUCAGACAGGUGCGUGUGUAAAGAAGUAGAAUAAAGACUUGAUAUUUGAAACAUAAAGACGACCAGUUCAGAACGACCCACUUUUCUUACAGAAAAUUGAACCAUUCGCCAGCAGUUGUAGCGCAGCCAUUACGUCCCUUCAGGAGUCCAUCAACACACUGAGCAACAGCGGCAACCUGAAGACCUCUGAGGUAAGAGCCAACCCCCAACCCUCUGCAGGUUGUCAGACCUCCUUAUUUAUGACACACAGCACACAAAGGUUCUGCAACAGCGCUCGACAGAGUUGCACCAUCAUUGCACCUCGGUUCUCACUUACUGCUCCCUGAAAAGUUUCACUACGAAGACCCCUUUGUUUGAAGUAUUCAUUUAUGUGAAAGGGGGCUGUUUAAAACGUGGCUAAGUUUACGAUUUUUACAAGCCGCUGCGUGAAGAUGUGCUAACUUUGCUUUUGUUGUCAAACAGGAGGUGUCUGAGGUGAUUGAAAAACAGCGGCGUCUUAUGAAGCAUGUGCUUGAAGACACACGUCUAAACAGGCUACGAUUAGAAGGAGGAACUGUCCUCGCCCGUAUCAGGAAAGAAGAGGCCUGUGAGAAUGAAAACUACAGGUACUACAGGAAGACUCUCCUUUACAUGACGAUGUUUAGUAGAAGUAAACUUUGCAGUCUUUACAAAACUCCGGCCAAAUACACCCCUGUGUUUCAUUCAGGAUCAUAUAGUAGUUACACUGUUUUACCUUGUUUACCCCUUUUCUUUGUUGCUCUGGUAUUGUUUCCUUAUUAUUAUUAUUAUUAUUAUUAUUAUUUUGUUUUUGAUGAUUCUUUUUAUGUUUUUAUUCUUUUUGGUUUUGUUUUAUUAUGCUUUCUCCCCUACCCCUAUCUGUUUUUGUUUGUUUCUGUUAGUUUUGUUUAUUAUAAGUAUAGAAUUUGUAAAUCAACACCACAACUUACUAUGCACAUAUUUUUCUGUUCACAUUUAUUUGUUUGGAUGCACUUAUUGGUUAAUAAGACUUUGCAGGCAUAGUUAAAUACCUGUUUUCUAAUUUUUGAACUUUUUUCUCUCUUUGUUGAUUCAGAGAUGCUGUAGACAUGUUAAAUGCACUGUACAACCAAGUAGAUGAAGAAGUCCACAAACUUGUGAUCCUGUCCAACAAGUCUCAGAAACAGUUAGAGAGUCUGCUGGAGGUGCGCAAGUUUGAGGAGCAAACACAACAGGUUGGCACACUCAGUUUCACACUAUCAUUUAUAUGUCUCUCUCCAAACAAAAGCUCAGUUAACAAACGAAUAAACCGUCUAUUUCCAGAUCAAACUGUGGUUCAGUGUAGAAGGAGAGAAGCAGCUCACCCCUUUGGAGUCCGUGACUCUGUCUGUGGCUAAAAUAAAGGAGAUGAGAGAGAGCUUGGACCAGUUUAUGGAGGAGUCCGUGGUAAACAACACUCAGAUGUUUAAACACACUCCUGUGAAUCAGAAGAUAAGCAGGCCUGUACUGAUUAGUUUUGUCCUUGUCCUCACAGCACCAGCAGAGGCAUGGAUUGCAGCUGGUUAAAGAGUCUCCUGAGUCCCUCCCAGGUUCUGCUCUCCUCGACUUUAAACAACACUUGGGCUCUGUUUUGGGCAGAGUGGAGAGGAGGAAGACCCAGCUGGACAUCCUGGCCAAUCUGUAUGAAUUCUACGACUCAGUGAGUAUCAUAAACAAAAGUCAAUAAAUAGCAUUGCAUUUUAUUUCAUGAUAUAGUAUAAUGUUCAAAUCAGGAUGUUGAACAAUGAAAUUACAGACUCUAAAGGAAUAAUGUUCGAAGAAAGGAUGCUAAAAGAUGGUUUCACUGUCAUACAAGACACCUCACUAUCCUGCAUUACACUUUAAUUAUAACUACAGGACCACAGUAAGACUACAUUUUGAAAGGGAUAUUCCAGCGUAAAAUUAAUUUAGGGUCAAACACACCAUAACACCGAGUUAGACACCCCCUCCAGAGAUGAAUGCUGCCAACCACUUGCUUCUCUAGUUCUACCAACUUUAGCAACGACCGCACGAUAGCAAUACACAGUGGUCUCAGGAGCCAAGAACAAACCUCAAAACACAACUCACCUACUCUCUUCCAGCAGCCGUUUGUUUGUAGUCAGACCUCGGGCCAGUCCAUUAUGGACUAGAGCGAGGUGACGCAGCUCAAGGAAGAACAUUUAUGAGCUGCGUCACCCCACAGCAGUCUGUAAUGGACUGGCCUGAGGUCUUGCUACAAACAAGCGGCUGCUGGAAGAGAGUAGGUGAGUUGUGUUUAGUCUCUUUGCUAAAGAAAUCAGGCAAAGUUAAAAAGAUGUUUGGUGGCUAGUACUAUGGCUGGGACCCUAUAUGUACUGUUGAUGAAGUUAGGUGCUGUUCUGAGCAUUACUUGUGGCUAUAGAGUGGAGUUUUGGUUGAGGUUUGUUUAUGGCUCCUCAGAUGGCUGUGUAUUGCUAUCGUGUGGUUGUUACUAAAGUUGGUAUAACUAGAGAAGCAAGCACGGCAACAUUAAUCUCUCGUCUAACUCUGUGUUACGGUGUGUUUGACCCUAAAUUAAUAUCCCAUCAAGAGGCAUCAAAAACUCAAAAAGCCCUCCUUAAUAAUCUCUAACUGAGAUCAAACUUAAGUUAGUCACUCUUUUACUUCUCUAGGUAAACCAGUGGAUGGAGCACUGCCAGGAUUACUUCCAUCAGCUGAGUCUAGACAGUGCAGGUGUUACAUUGUCAUCGUCUGUGGUCCAGAUCCUUCAGGAUUACUAUGCUGAGGCCUCCAAAUUCUCUGUGGACAACUUCAGCACCCUCAAUGACAUGGUUUUAUCUCUGGAGAGCCCUCAGCAGCUGCAGCAGUGGAACACAGUGUGGCACAAAUGUCAGCAGACCAAGCAGCAGCUGGAAGAGACUCUGUCUAAGACCAUGGCAGCAGAACCAAACUCCACAGAUGCUGAUAAACAGAUCUCAUCAAACACUCCAGAAAAGCAGAUUUCAACUACAGAACAGUGUGGAGCUAAUGCAUGCGUGCUUUUACCUGGAGCGCUUACACCAUUGACAUUUGAGGACAACAAGCCUCACUCGACUGAGCCUUUCUCGAAAAGCCCCUCCAGUUCGAUCUCCUCCUCCACACACUUCACUUUCCCCACCGACUGUGACAGCAAACAAAGGCACAGUCCGUCCAUGUUCGAGGACACUGACAGCGACUGCACCAUCGACUCCACUAUCUCCUGCCACUCAGAGCCCGUCUACUCCGGGGCUGCCCGUCUCCGCAAGCAACCCAUGAAGAAGAUCAUGAAGAAGACCAUGAGCUUUGAACUGGCCCGGAAGGACACAGGCCACUUAGACGUCAGCCACAUCCACGGCUAUACGGGUGUGUACAUCAAGGGUUUGGAGGUGGCUAAUAACGUGUCGGCAGAGAAGAAGCUGCAGAGACCUGAUGUGACGAGUCCAGCGUUAGGACGCAGUCGCAGCAUGUCUACACCCUCUAGAGUCCACAACAGACGAAGUGACGGAGAUGGAAAGAAACAGAGCAGGUGAGGAAGUGAAAUUUGUAACGCUAAGUUUCGUGACUGCUCUCCUGUCUCACACUGUAUCUUGUCUUUUAGUAAAGUGCAACACAUCAUGGAUGAGAUGAUUUCCACAGAGAGGGAGUACGUCCGCUCUCUCAGCUACAUCAUCGAGCACUAUUUCCCCGAGAUGGAGCGUCUUGACCUCCCCCAAGACCUGCGGGGGAAGCGCAGCAUUAUUUUUGGGAAUGUGGAGAAACUGUGGGACUUCCACAGUCACUACUUCCUGAAGGAGCUGGAGUCGUGUGCCCACUCCCCGCUGUCCAUCAGCAGCUGUUUCCUCAGACAUGUGAGUCCAGAAAAUCAGUCCGAGAAUCCUGAGGCAGCACAUGACAGCUAAAAAAACAACACUUAGUGACCUAGAGUAAAAGACAUCUUGCCAAACAGCUUUUGAAAUCCUGACUGUGAAGGUUUUACUGUAACACUCUUCUGAAGUUGUCCUCAGUACACCCUUGUUGUCUUUUCCGAGCAGCAUAAUUAAUGUAAUAAAAAGUCUGCAUACCUUUUACUGUAGUCAGUGUCCUGACUUGUUAAUCUUGUGCGCAGGAGGAUCAGUUUGGAAUGUAUGCCCUGUACAGCAAGAAUAAGCCUCAGUCUGACACUCUGCUCUGCAGCCAUGGCAACGAAUUCUUUAAGGUGAGUCUGAAAACUGGUCCUGUUUCUCACAGAGGGGCAGGUUCUGGGGUCAUCACUAAACCAAGACACAACAUAGUCUCUCAAUGCUGAUAUUCCUCCAAAAUUUAUGAGGAAAGUAUUUCUCAAUAUGCAAAAUGUAAAAUAAAGACAUACAAAUACUCUGAGGGACGGAGGAUUUAACUCGCCACAUUAAGGCUCUUAUCAGACUGUUUGACGAUACAGAAAUAACAAAAAUGAAACUCCUGAGCGAGGUCAAAUUCCAUCUUGUUUUUAAAGCACAAAUUCUAGCCUUCUUUUGCCAGUCGGGGUGCUGAGCUUUCACAGUUUGUGUAACCACAUACCCUCUACUAAAAUAAAGCUUAGACAGAUGUUUUAGUUCAUUCUCAAGAAGUGUCACCAUUGCACAACUUGUCCACCAGGGAGAGCUAAACCGUUUUCUUUUCAAAUUUAAAGUUAGAAACACAGUUAAAAUCAUUUUCUCAAUCUUUAAUGAUGUCAAAUGUAUUUUUUUUUAUUUCCAUCUUGCUUUAUUAUCUUUUAAAACUUUUUAAUGGGAAUAUUAUUUAGGUAUUUUUUUGAACAGUUCAUAUACAUUUAUUUGUAAAAUCCAACCAAGUGCUUUUAAAAAACAUCACAGUGACAGUUGAGUAACAAUAAAAAACAUAAAUGUUGGAAUAAAACAGAAAUAUUCACUCAUAAAAUAAGAACAACUCAAAACAGUGCUUGACUCAAAUUAAAGGUAAAGGAAAACUGAAAAGGUAUAAAAAAUUUAGACCCUAAACCCCUUAUAAGAAGAGAUAUCCAACUUAUAUGUAGUAGAUUUUUGUUACACCACACCUCUCCUGUUAGCAUAAGUAGCCUUAUGUUGUUAGGAAUGAUGCCUCGGUCAUUCCUGUAAAGAAGCCGUCUUCACUGUGUCCCGGCAGAAUAAGCAGAUGGAGCUCGGGGACAAAAUGGACUUGGCCUCUUACCUGCUGAAACCAAUCCAGAGGAUGAGUAAAUACGCACUGCUGCUCAAAGACCUGAUCAAGGAGUGCGGUCAGUCCCAGGAGCAGGAGCUAAGCGACCUCCGCACGGCAGAGGAGAUGGUGAAGUUUCAGCUUCGCCACGGCAAUGACCUGCUGGCUAUGGAUGCCAUUCGAGGCUGUGAUGUAAGUCAUUCACCACUGGUUCAGAAAUCAUGUUGUUACAAUGACUUGAUAUGAAUUUGAUAUCCGCUCAAAAAAAAUAAAUGCUUGACAUUAUUUUAAGAAUUUCUGCUCAGACAGAGUCAAUUGAUCUAUUUUUAAAUUUGAAGUCAUCUUGUUCUCAUUACAGUACAUUCAGGUCAGAGCCCCUGCUGAGAUGAUAUUGUUCUUACUGACGCAUGUGACCCACCCUGUUUCCUCUCCAGGUGAACCUGAAAGAACAGGGUCAGCUCCGCUGCCAGGAUGAGUUCAUAGUCUGGUAUGGACGCAGGAAAUACCUCCGCCACGUCUUCUUGUUUGAAGACCUCAUCCUCUUCAGCAAGACCAAGAAGAUUGAGGGAGGAUAUGACAUUUACAUCUACAAACAGUCCUUCAAAGUAGGAAUCCAUUGUUCCAAGAGACGAUUUUGUCACUUAACACCUCUACUGUAAAGACAAUAAAUCCAAUCACUCUUUUUGUAUUCUUUCUUCUAAAGACGGCAGAGAUUGGCAUGACUGAAAACGUGGGUGACAGCGGCCUGCGAUUUGAGAUCUGGUUCCGUCGGAGGAAGUCACAGGACACGUUUAUACUGCAAGCCAGCUCCUCGGAGGUCAAGGCGGUGUGGACAGCCAUCAUAGGGAAGAUUCUGUGGAGGCAGGCGCUCAGGAACAGAGGUGUUUUUCUCCGCUAUUUUCAUCUGAACAAUGACAUGACACUCAGACCCUUUACUUAAUCUUAGGCAUAGAGUAGAUUUGUCUUGAAAGAAUACUUGUUUUGGAUUUCAGAGCUGCGCAUGCAAGAAAUGGUGUCCAUGGGGAUUGGAAGUAAGCCUUUUAUGGACAUCAAGCCGAGUGACGCUGCUAUCAGUGACAGAGCCAUUGACUAUUUCAUGAAGGGGUCAGGUGAGCUCCUCUUGUGCAUUUCAUCCCUUAAAGCCUAUUUUAAUAUUUUCCUCUGCUUCUUUGAGUUAUUCUGUCUUCAGUUUCUAAACCUCUAACUUUUUUUGCUGAAAACACAAAAACUUGCAGACAAAUGUUUUUAUUAAGAGUUGUACUUUGAGCUUUUUGUCAACACGCCAAUUGUAAUCUUAGCUAAAAAAAAAUAAUAACAGAAAUGCUGUUGUUACAAUUUACUUCCUCCAAUUUUGUCAUAAAAAAACACAGAAAUUUUAAUAGAUUCUCGUUAUUCUUCAUCCCGCUCCUGAUCUCACAGCUGACUGCGUUCGCCUCUGCCCACAGAGUCUAGGACCAGAGCGUCCAUCGCCGUGCCCUCCUUUGAACACGCCACUUCGUUUAAGAGACCUCACUCCACCAUUUCCAACAGCAGCACCUCCUCCUCCAGCAGCCAGUCGUCCUCCUCACUGCUGGGCUCGCUCAAUCUUCAUCUCUACUCCUCACCCACUCACCCACACUCACAUCCGUACCCCAUGAGCGGUGUUCCAGCCUUCGCCCAGUGGCCCUACGACUGCAUAGAGGAGGACGAGCUGGAGCACGACAGUGGAAGCCAACCCUCAAUGAGUGGGUGUUUUUCUUUUCCUGAUGUAGAAUUUGUCAAGUCUGCAGUUUUCACUUUUGCCAUAAGGGGAAUAUGAGGAAAAGUAUCUUCGAUGAUUUUAAUAUAUUUUAGGAAGUACUAAACCUCAAAUAUAGAAAUACAUAUAAAAAUGGUUGUUAUAGUUUGAGCUUUUAUGUCACAUUUAUGGAGGAUUAGAUCAGGGUUUACUGUUAAAAUAUCAUGUCUUCUUUGCUGCUACCACUAGGAGCUGCCAGAGUCUGAAAACUUUUUAUCUUCUAAUUGGUAGACUGAUGAAAAAACUUGAACUUUUUCAGUUCUUGGACUUUUUUGUUUGUUUGUUUGAUUCUCAUUUGCAGCAUUUAUGUUUUUUUUUAUUAUCCAUCAGUUACAGAGAGCUUAGAGACGUCCUCACAGUGUAACUCCAGUGACAGUGGAACCAGGCUAAGCACCCUAACCAUAGCAGGGCACAACAGCAUCAUCAUGGACUCCUACAACAACAAUGAGCCCCCGUCCUUCUUGUGCUCCUCCGCACCGCCCUCCUCCAGAGUGUCUCCUUCGAUAUUCCAGAAAGAGGAAGACCUCCAGCCCCAGGGCACCAAGUUUAUCACAGCAGUGAGUGUCUGGUUGUGUUUCACAUUGCUGUCUUCUUUCGAGAUGAUCUGAUGUCAUACCACAGCCAAAACAGGUGGUUUCAUAGGAGUCUAUUUUCAGAAGGACAGUGUUAGGUGCAGCGGUGAAACAGUGACACUUAACUUCAUUACGUCCCCCUCUCUCGCAAGUCCUUCAUUCCGAUUUUAAGUCUAUUUGAAUGUAAAGGUAUAAAUACAAAUAUUUCACCAAAUUUCCCCGUUUUUACAGAGAUUUACAGAGAGAAUCUGUAACAUAUUCACUAUAUGACUUAACACCCUUACCUCCUUUUCACGUUUUUGUUAAUAGACAGUUUGUGUCCCAGAAAAUUUACAAGCUAUUCACUCUCUGAAAGAAGGACGUGUUGGCAGUCAAACAAACUAUGCAAACACAUACUAGAAGAAAAUCUAUUAAGUUUUCUAAACUGGUUAGGAGACCAGUUCCCUUUUCCUGACAAAGUAGGAAAAGAAAGAUUAAAGAAAAAUAGAAAUUAAACCAACAAGCAGACAAGCAAGUGUAAUUUUGUUCUUGAAAUUACCGUAAUUUUUUUAUCAAGAAAAAUGUGACAUUCUAUAUUCAUACCACCAACUUUUUGUAUCUUUAUCUUCUUUAAAAUACAAAAAAAUCAAUAUAAAUUUUUACUAUUAAUCUCUGUGUCACUGAAUAGUUUCAUAAAGCUCAUAGUGAUAGUAAUAUAGUCAACGUGAUUCGUAGAACCUAUACUCUCUAAAGCUCUGAGGGAGACACUGUUAAGUUAUCAUAUUAUUGUUAACAGCUCCUGCUUUGUGGAUUUCCCUUAAAAAAGAGGAAGAUUUUUCCCUCCUAUGGAUAAAUAAAGGUUAAUCUUAUCUUAUCUGAGACAGUAGAGGGUAGAACAGAUAAUAACUGCAAACAUCGAAGCUCCAUGCAGGUGUUGUAUUUAAAGGGACCUGACACCUAUAACCCAAAUGUAGUUAUGAUGAUCCAUUUCUGAAACAUCACCAAGUCUGUAUCCACGUCUCUUGACAGGAUUAAUUUAACAAUCAAAGUCUUAGUGUGAAAUAUGUAGUGUAUGACCAAUCCAAGCUAUAAUAUUUACACUGAGCCUGUUUUAUAUUCCAACUAGACACACAAAUCUGACAAAAGCCAAACAAAAACUGAAGACCUCAGACAGCUGUGCCUCCUUCUCUGUAUCACAUGUUCAUCAGAAUGAAUGCAUGGACUUAAUCAGACUGUUAAUUAUGAGACGGAUACUUAUUUAGCUCACAAACUUGAAGGAUUUUAGGGGUCAAGUGUUAAAAACUAAUUGAGACUUCAGCGUCACUCACCGACUUUCUACUGUUGUGUUUUUACCAGAGCAAGACCUCUCUAAUAGCAGUAGGCCUCUCUACUGUGGUGUGACUCACAGCUGAGGGCUUUAAGCUCUGUAAGUAACAAAUGUAACAACGGGGACAAAUCUGUUGUUUUCUUCACAGUCUAUUUAAUAACCAUGAGGAACCCACAGCCUGAGUACUAAUCUUUUGUGAAAAUGUGUUGUUGGUGGCUUUCCGGUGUGCUGCAUGGUGAAGUGUCAUUUUCUCAUGGCUUAAAGGGCUCUUGUCUCGAUGGGUGGUUUGUUUUUUAUCCUUCUGGCUGUUUGUCAUGUUUUCCUUUGUGUGCAUUCAGUGCAUUCAGUCGACUUGUGAGUGCGAAUUGUGUCAUGAAUAUUUGAAUGUCUGUAGUUUAGCAUGCUUUGCUACAAGCUUUGUUUGGGGGUUUUGUGGUGCAUUGAUUGUUCAAAGCAUCUUUGUGCAUGCGUCUCUGUUUUUGAAAAAUUGCAGAACUCCACAUAUACAUUUGUUUCUAAUGCUUUAACUGGACUUCUUCAUUUUGAAUUGACAAAGCAGUCAUUGUGUAUUUAUAAUUUAUACAUCAGAUUCAUGGGUUACAGAAAAAUUAAAUGCUUUAGAUAUUAGAUCACAAACAGCAGAGUAUAUUGUCUGCUUGUUUCUAUUAGCCCUUAAAUGCCUGAAACCAUAAAUUAUGGCCAGAAAAUUCAAUUUUUUUUGGAGCUGAAAUGUUUAUUUCACUUACUACUAAAACCAAAAAAAUCAAAAUGUCCUUAAAAUUUGACAAAUAUUUUUAUUUAUCCUGUUUGAUACAUUAGAUGUUUUUGAAAACUGAUUAACUACAAGAGGACAUUUUUAUCAUUUAUCAGACCGUAUUCGGUUGUUUUUUUUUGACAUUUGAUCAUAUUGAUAGAAGUAUCAUGAAAGUAUGUAUCAAAUAUACAAAAGGCAUUAAAGCGUUAGCAGAGAAAAAUAUACAAACAUGUGGAACAUUACCGGUAUUGUCUUAUCCUCCUUAUUUAAAAGUAAACAACCAAUUGUGAUUUUGCCUUUUUAAUUUGAAAAGCAAAUUGUGUCUUAUUUCAAUUUUGCUAAAAGUUUUUUGCAAUUUUUGCUGCCGUUACACAAAAAUAAAUCUCUAUACUCUGAGAUCAAUUUUCAGCUGUAACUUUAAAUUUGUAAAACUGUACUGUCCACUUUUGAUGCUGCUUUUUGAAAUUAUAACACUCUGCUCAGCUGUCUAAAAAUUGUAAGAAUUAAAGAUAAUUGUGACUGUAGCCAUAAAUUAGCAGGUUUAACAAGAGUGAAUAAUUCAAUUAAAUAAAGUGGAUAAAAAUCAUGUUUUAAUUUCUUGUUUCUUCUCUUUUUAUAGCUGUGA